UGACGCCCAGACGGGUGACGUGACCUACCGCCGCUUGACUAAAUUCGAUAAGGACUACCAGUACCACGGGAAGAGCAUCUCGACAACCUUCAAGACCGACCCGAAGGGGAUGGACGACGUGAAGAAGGAGAGGAAGGCGCUGCCCCAGGAGUCCAGCUACUCUUCCUACUCGGACUCGAGCGACGAGUCGGAAGGCCAUGGCGACAAGCCUGGCCCAGCCUAUCCAGCUCGCUCGUCGCUGGCGAGUGGCUCCAAUCCUGACGCUGACUUGCUCGGGCAGCUUGUCAACACGAAGACCUUGCUCAAGGGGCUCAGGGUCGAGGCGAACCCGUGGCUGGCCCCCUUCAAGGCCAGCAUCGCCGAUAACCUGAGCGUGCUCGAGGCGUGCGAGGAGACGAUCACAGCCAAAAUCCAAGGGAGGUCGAUCGAGAACGCGAUGGAGAAGAAAGGGAUCACUGCGAGCCUCGAG
Molecule: messenger RNA, 469 nt
Organism: Prorocentrum cordatum
Lineage: Eukaryota; Dinophyceae; Prorocentrales; Prorocentraceae
Source: the annotation of a GenBank genome assembly